CACACACUCCCUAAUUUCUCUCUCCCACACUCUCUUUUGCGUUUCGAUGGGACCCUUCAGUUUCUGCACACACCAUCAUACCUUUUAAAAUCUUCACGAAUCAGCAAAAUCCCCUCACACACUCUCUCUUCCUCCCAAAGAUCUUUUCUCUUUCGAUAUUUUAUCUCUCUCUCUUUUCCUCAUGGCUGAGAACUUGGACGACGGCGAGUUCUGGCUCCCGCCGCAGUUCCUCGCCGACGACGACGUUUUGCCGACACCCUUUGAAGCAAAGUUCCCAUCUUUGCCCGACGACACUGUUUUGUUCCCCUCCGAGUGGCCGUACGGUUCCCCAGUUGAUUCUACCGUUGGUGGCUCCAGUGAGACCGAGAGCGACGAGGAGGAGCAACUCGUCGCUGAGUUAACUCGCCGCUUAACUCGCUCCUCUCUUCAAUCUGAUACCAAGUCUGCGGGUCGGUUUGUGUCUAGUUCUCCACAAUCGACGCUUUGCGCGUUCGGAAGUGGGUGUGGUUGCGGCAAAGGGUCGAGCCAGGGAAGCCCUGAUGGUGUUUGCAAGUUGUCCUCUGCGAAGACCACUUGGGAUCUGCUGCAUGCGGCUGCAGGGGAAGUUGAGAGGAUGAGGUUGAAGCAAGAAGGUUAUGCUUUCAACCAUCAAAAUGGAAACCUCAUUCCCCAAAGAAAACCUUCUCCAGUCAUCCCUUUACCCUCCAAAACCACCACCUCAACGCCAAACCCUGAUAUGGGUGGUUUCUACACGCAACAACACUCACUUUCUCACCAGCAAUUGCAGAUAGCACAAUUUCAGAUGUUGAGACAGCAACAGCUGGCAAAGCAGCAGAACUCGGUGUGGAAUUUACAGAAGCAAUGUGGUGGGGUUUACUCUCAGAGGCAACAACAGAACAACCAAAUGGUUCACAAUAGAGGGAGGAACAAUGAUGUUAACAACAGUGUUGGUGGAAGAAAUGUUAGGCCUUUGGGUUUGUCUGCAUCUGCAUGGCCUCCUCUGCAGCACGCGAAGCAGCAGAACCAGAAUUAUGGUUCUGGCAUGAGGGCUGUGUUUCUCGGAAACCCUUCUGGGAGAAGAGAAUGUGCUGGAACCGGUGUUUUCCUCCCUCGGCGAGUUGAUACCCCAGAGCCACGAAAGAAGCAAGCUUGUUCAACUGUGCUGGUUCCGACCAGAGUGGCACAGGCCCUAAAUCUGAAUCUUGAUGACAUGAUGGCUGGCCAGCCGCAACACUUACAACGAUUUAAUGCUAGUUCCAACAUGGAAAAUGGUGCAGCUGUUUCCAGGCAGAGGAGUAAUUAUGUCCUUUCUCAACAACAGAAGCGCAACCUCAAAUCUCAGCCAGCAGUGUACCAUGAGAUUAGGCUGCCACAGGAGUGGACAUACUGAUAAUGAUGAUAAAUCUUUUGCUUGUUAGGGUGGGGAAUAGUGUUUUUUUAAUCUUUUUUUGGGGUGGGGGUGAUUUAGGAAAAAUGGUAGGGGGUUGAAGGAAGGGGGGGUAGAAAUGAAAAUGUAGUAGUAGUCUUCUACAGGAGGGGAAUAGGUUUAUAGAAGAAGAAAUAGGUUUUUUGUUGGCAAUUGGGGUUAAAAAAGGAAGUUUAAUGAAAAAGGAAAAAACUUGGUUGGAAAACAUAAGAUGGUUUUAUUUUUUUUGUGUUGGCUUGGUUGGUUACAGUUGUAGAGGGGUUAUAAUAAUAUUAGGAGCCUAUGAAAAAAAAAGAAGCUAGCAAUGCUGCAACAGUGCUGAAAUUGCCAGUGAUAUCAAGUUACUUUUGUUCUUUUUGAUGGGCUUCGAAAGUCACAACAAGGGAAAGACAAAAACGGUGGAUGGGUCAAAUUUUUACCCUUUUUUAUUUGGUGCUUUAGGGUAAAAAUAAACAAAGCAAUUUGGAAGGGGCUGGACCAUAUUUGCAGAGGGAUUACGGCUCCUUCCAAUUGUUGAAUCACAGUGGAAUCAUUUUGGGGGAAUACUUGUCAGAAGUAACAUCUGAUUCCAACCUGUCCACCCGCAUUACUUUACUACAAUAAAUAAUAAUGCAAGGAAUUUUCACUAUCUCGUUUUACAUUUGUGGA
Molecule: messenger RNA, 2074 nt
Organism: Glycine soja
Lineage: Eukaryota; Viridiplantae; Streptophyta; Magnoliopsida; Fabales; Fabaceae
Exons: 5
Coding region: 182-1390 (402 amino acids)
Source: RefSeq, a predicted model, not a curated record